GCAUCUAUAGACUGAACAAACAUCACAAGUCUGCAACUCCAACAAUCUGUUCCACCCAAUGAAGCAAGUCUUUAACAAUAUAUUUUUUUCGAUAAAAACUAGAAAAGUCAAGCUAGCCCAUCUAUUUAGUGGGUUCCGCACGACCACGCAAACUGAACAUCGAGGAAGCAUCGCAGAAGGUUCUUCCUACUUCCCCAGUAACCUUGGUUGGGUCCACUACUCCUAUAUUUAGGAGAUUAAUUUAAUUUUCAUAUCAUUCUCAGUCAGGAAACUGUGGAUUGCAGCAAUGGCGACCAUCACCCAAACUCAGACGCAAACUGUGGAAGAAUUCCUGCCAAAGACCCAAAUGAAACAAAUUCUAUCGCCAAAGACUAAAGCAAGUGCAAAAACCAAACAAGAGCCACAAGCCUUAGGAUGUCCAGAAGACUGUCCAUGCAAGAUAAAUGCCCAAAAAGCACAAAGACGCCCUCUACAGUUGCUGUUCAAUGUCAUAGGAAUUAUUGUGGCGUUGGUAGCCACUUAUUUGAUAGUGACCACAGAUUCUAAUAUCUACUUAAUAUUUUGGAUUUGUUACUCUGUUCUGAGGCGGCUAACGAAGUCUAAAUCCAGGUCCCAUGUUAAGUCUGACUGAGUCUAUAUUUUAUGUAUCGUAUUUAUUCCUAGGCUUAAGUAUUUAUUUGUUUAUUUAUUCGCACUAACUGAGCAUGCAAUGUAAUCAAUAAACUGUUUAUUGUUUA
Spodoptera frugiperda (fall armyworm) is the source of this 737-nucleotide messenger RNA. RefSeq lists its product as uncharacterized. The transcript is spliced from 2 exons. NCBI's taxonomy places the organism in Eukaryota, Metazoa, Arthropoda, Insecta, Lepidoptera, Noctuidae. The record is from RefSeq and is a predicted model, not a curated record. Bases 287 to 631 code for a protein of 114 amino acids.